ACCACAGACCAGGAAUAAAAAAAACCCCAGUAAACAAACAAUUUUGUGAACACUGAACUGCUAAAACUUAACAAAAUCAAGGUUGUCUAUUGAAACAAGAUGGAAGUCAAUUCUGGUGCGCUGACUCCCUACAUUGACUUAGGUACCGACAAUUUAAUGGAGGGGCUUAACCAUGAAGUACCUGUUACUACUGAUCCAGAACAAGAGCAACUCCAACAAAUAGCAAUAACAAACGUGCACAGCUUGACAAUGGAAAUCCAACCUCUAGAGGUCAAGAACAGCGUGCCCCAAGAGAGGCUCAAAUGCCCCGAGUGUGUGCGGUUCACCGCCAUCGACGCGGAGAAGUUGGCGCAACAUAUUAGAAAGGUGCACAGAGGAGAGAACCCCUUCCCGUGCUUCAUGUGCGAUUACAGCACAUACAACAAGACCCUUUUCGAAGAGCACGUACGAAUCCACAAAGGCAUCAAACCGUUCAAAUGCUCCUUCUGUCCCCACCGGAACGUCUCCAAGAAAAACCUGAAGCGACAUGAAAAGAUCCACCGUCCUGACAACCCGUUGAAGUGUCCCCAUUGCGACUUCAUCGCUAGGAACCAGGUCGGUUACAACAGCCAUACCAAGAAGUACCACCUUACAUACUACCAAGGCCUAAGUUGUAACUGGUGUAAUAAAAAGUUUCCAGAUGAAAAUGCGCUAGUUUUACACACAACUCAUGUAAGAACUUGCAAAAUGUUGAACGACGAAAAUGACAGUGAUUCGGAGAUGUGUGGUUUCACAGUGUGCUCCUCGUAUCAGAUGAAGUUGCAUAAACAAACCAAACACGGUGUGGACCUAAAACUGAGGAAAGACUUUUGGAAAUGUGGUCUUUGUGAAUGGUCGUGUUAUCAGAAACCUAGGAUUCUCUUGCACUUGAUACAUCAUCCCAAUCAGACGGUGGAUGAGAAAGUCAUUGAUGUGUCUAUUUUGAGGAAGUAUGGGAUUAUGUGAAGUAUAUUAUAGUUAUGUAGGAAUUAUGGUGUGAUUCUAUUUAGAAUAAUGGGAUUAUGAUGUGAUUCUAUUUAGAAUCAUGGGAUUAUUGUGUGAUUCUAUUUUGAAGAAUAUUAUGGAAUGGUUCUCAUAAAGUACACUUACACACAACUCAUGUAAGAACUUGCAAAAUGUUAAACGAUGUAAAUGACAGUGAUUCGGGAUGUGCGGGUUUACAGUGUGCUCCUCAUAUCAAAUGAAGUUGCAUAAACAAACCAAACACGGUGUGGACACAAAGAUGAGGAAAGACUUUUGGAAAUGUGGUCUUUGUGAAUGGUCGUGUUAUCAGAAACCUAGGAUCCUCUUGCAUUUGAUACAUCAUCCCAAUCAGACGGUGGAUGAGAAAGUCAUUGAUGUGUCUAUUUUGAGGAAGUAUGGGAUUAUGUGAAGUAAAUUAUAGUUAUGUAGGAAUUAUGGUGUGAUUCUAUUUAGAAUCAUGGGAUUAUAGUGUGAUUCUAUUUAGAAUCAUGGAAUUAUUGUGUGAUUCUAUUUUGAAGAAUAUUAUGGAAUGGUUCUCAUAAAGUACAAUUACACACAACGCAUGUAAGAACUUGCAAAUUGUUGAACGACGAAAAUGACAGUGAUUCGGAGAUGUGUGGUUUCACAGUGUGCUCCUCGUAUCAAAUGAAGUUGCAUAAACAAACCAAACACGGUGUGGACCUAAAAAUGAGGAAAGACUUUUGGAAAUGUGGUCUUUGUGAAUGGUCGUGUUAUCAGAAACCUAGGAUCCUCUUGCAUUUGAUACAUCAUCCCAAUCAGACGGUGGAUGAGAAAGUCAUUGAUGUGUCUAUUUUGAGGAAGUAUGGGAUUAUGUGAAGUAUAUUAUAGUUAUGUAGGAAUUAUGGUGUGAUUCUAUUUAGAAUCAUGGGAUUAUAGUGUGAUUCUAUUUAGAAUCAUGGGAUUAUAGUGUGAUUCUAUUUUGAAGAAUAUUAUGGAAUGGUUCUCAUAAAGCACACUUACACACAACUCAUGUAAGAACUUGCAAAAUGUUGAACGAUGAAAAUGACAGUGAUUCAGAGAUGUGUGGUUUCACAGUGUGCUCCUCGUAUCAAAUGAAGUUGCAUAAACAAACCAAACACGGUGUGGACCCAAAGAUGAGGAAAGACUUUUGGAAAUGUGGUCUUUGUGAAUGGUCGUGUUAUCAGAAAUCUAGGAUCCUCUUGCAUUUGAUACAUCAUCCCAAUCAGACGGUGGAUGAGAAAGUCAUUGAUGUGUCUAUUUUGAGGAAGUAUGGGAUUAUGUGAAGUAUAUUAUAGUUAUGUAGGAAUUAUAGUGUGAUUCUAUUUAGAAUCAUGGGAUUAUGAUGUGAUUCUAUUUAGUAUCAUGGGAUUAUGGUGUGAUUCUAUUUAGAAUCAUGGGAUUAUAGUGUGAUUCUAUUUUGAAGAAUAUUAUGAAAUGGUUCUCAUAAAGCACACUUACACACAACUCAUGUAAGAACUUGCAAAAUGUUGAACGACGAAAAUGACAGUGAUUCAGAGAUGUGUGGUUUCACAGUGUGCUCCUCGUAUCAAAUGAAGUUGCAUAAACAAACCAAACACGGUGUGGACACAAAGAUGAGGAAAGACUUUUGGAAAUGUGGUCUUUGUGAAUGGUCGUGUUAUCAGAAACCUAGGAUCCUCUUGCAUUUGAUACAUCAUCCCAAUCAGACGGUGGAUGAGAAAGUCAUUGAUGUGUCUAUUUUGAGGAAGUAUGGGAUUAUGUGAAGUAUAUUAUAGUUAUGUAGGGAUUAUGGUGUGAUUCUAUUUAGAAUCAUGGGAUUAUGGUGAGAUUCU
Molecule: messenger RNA, 2795 nt
Organism: Maniola jurtina (meadow brown)
Lineage: Eukaryota; Metazoa; Arthropoda; Insecta; Lepidoptera; Nymphalidae
Product: zinc finger protein 64-like
Exons: 4
Coding region: 100-984 (294 amino acids)
Biological process (GO): regulation of transcription by RNA polymerase II
Cellular component (GO): nucleus
Molecular function (GO): RNA polymerase II transcription regulatory region sequence-specific DNA binding; DNA-binding transcription factor activity, RNA polymerase II-specific
Source: RefSeq, a predicted model, not a curated record